Molecule: messenger RNA, 1048 nt
Organism: Bombus pascuorum
Lineage: Eukaryota; Metazoa; Arthropoda; Insecta; Hymenoptera; Apidae
Product: peroxisomal membrane protein 2
Exons: 5
Coding region: 406-957 (183 amino acids)
Cellular component (GO): cytoplasm; membrane
Source: RefSeq, a predicted model, not a curated record
GGAAAAGAUAUUACAAAAAAAUAGCGAUUAUUCAUUUUUUAUAGGAUAUAUUUGUUUUUUAACUAUCUUACGUCACUGUCGACUUAUGUACUAUGUACUGUGACUAAUUUUGCAAUCUAUCAAAUUAUAUUAUAUUCAUUAUCUUAAGCUUAUUUAUUUUAUUGUGACACAAUUACAGAUAAUACGAUAAAUUAAUAAUACUUUUAGUUUCAGUUUGAUCGUGUUAUGUGCUAAUAACUUGUCAGAUUAACGGAACUUGUAUGUGUUGCACUUAACUGUUUGUAGUGUUCACUACAAUUUACUGUUUGUUAUCAGAUCGUUCGUUCCAUACUUUGACGAAAUAGCACGUUUAACUCUCACUUCCUUUUUAUCACUCAUUUGAUAUAGAGAAAUAGAACAAUCAGAAUGGCUCUCUCCAAGCCUAAAAAUUUAAUAUUUCAACUUACCUCUGCUUAUUUCGAACGUCUUUAUUCGAGUCCACUGAAAACUAAAGCGAUCACUAGUUGUGUUAUCGCAGCUCUUGGAAAUUUUAUCUCGCAAAAAAUAUCUGGCGCAAAGCGUUUCAAUGAAGACAGUUUCCUCGCAUUUGCUCUCUUUGGGCUAUUCUUUGGAGGCCCACUUCCACAUUAUUUUUAUACAUAUAUAAAUCCAUUUGUGAGAAACCCUUUAAUACUUUUGUUAGUAGAAAGAUGUUUAUAUACGCCAUGUUAUCAGGCAUUAGCAUUAUACAUGUUAUCUAUAUUUGAGGGUAGUUCACAUGAUGAUGCUUUGAAACAAAUGAAAAAGUUAUAUUUGCCAGUACUUACUGCAAAUUUAAAAUAUUUAACGUUACUUCAGUUUAUUAACUUAAAAUAUGUUCCACCAAUUUUACGCGUUCUUGUGGUAAAUCUUAUUGGUUUCUGUUGGGCUAUAUAUCUCGCACAACAGCGUUCUAAACAGACAAAAGCUACAAAAUAACAUCAGUGGGGCAAGAUACUAACAUAUUCAUAUAAUAGAGAUUUAAUUUUUAUAUUACUAAAUAUUAAAAGGAUAUGCUGCUUAUGGGGUA